AUAUGGAAGGCAUAUUCAGCUAGCUCGUAAAUAGAAGUGCAAUGGAGAGGUUCGUUGAUCCGACGACUUCAAGCGUCGGGGUUGCUGUGCAAUGUCGCGCAGCAACGAUAGUUCUCCCGGGGAUAUGAUGUCGAAGACGGCGCCCAUGAAUCCCCUACUGCUGGCAUCCGUGUGCUUCGGCUCCUCGGCUGCGCUGGAAUUCCUUUUCAGAAGGGAAGACGCACAAGAGCCACCAAUGGUGAUGCCUACUCAAGAAUUUCUUGACUUGCUAGUGGGAUACACCCUCGGCAAUAGCGCCAGAGGAAGGCUGACUGUGCUGGCCCCAGAUGAUGUAGAACUUGGGAUUUAUCAGCCUGCUUCUUCAGGCAGCUUAGAAGAUGACAUUUAUCAGUCUGCUUCUUCAGGCAGCUUAGAAGGUGACAUUGACCAGUCUGCUUUGCCAGCAGCUGCUCGGCUUCUCCAGGGCGUCACGGCUGAGGGGGACACCGCACUACAUGCGGUUGCCAGCCAUGGAGACAGCACAGAAUUUCAGAAGUGUGCUCGCAUCAUCAACGAGAGAGACCAAGGCCUCCUGUUUGCGGUGAACAGAAAGGGUGACACUCCCUUGCAUUGUGCCGCCCGAGCUGGUAACUCUCAAGUGCUCUCUUGUCUCAUUGAACUAGUUGAAAGUUGCGACAGGCUGCACGAACUCUUGAGGAAGGAGAAUGUGCUUAAGGAGACGGCCUUGCAUGAUGCUGUCCGCAUCGGAAGAAAGGAUAUUGUGGAGAGUCUAAUGGAGGCUGAUCCGGAGUUGGCUAAUUAUCCUAAAGAAGGCACAUCACCAUUGUACCUAGCAAUUUUACUGAGAUGGGGCGGCAUUGCAGGGACACUAUACGAUAUGAGCAAUGGGAAUCUCUCGUAUUCUGGGCCAAAUGGGCAAAAUGCGCUGCAUACUGCGACUCUUCAAGGCAGAGGGUUCACAAAACUUGUGUUAAAUUGGAAUAAUAGCCUUUCCACACAUGGGGACAGAGAUGGGAGCACGCCUCUUCACUUGGCCUCUUCUUUCUGGAGACACAUUAGUUUCAGGCAAUUAUUCCAAGCUAAUCCAGCACCAGCGUAUCAGGCAGACAACCAAGGGUUGUUUCCCAUACAUAUUGCUGCCUCUAUGGGUAGGAAGGCUACAAUAAGAUAUCUACUUGAGAAGUUUCCUAGUAGUGCCGGAUUGCGGACUGCUCAAGGACGGACAUUCCUUCAUGUUGCCAUUGUGAAAAAGAGAUUGAACAUAGUCUCCUUUGUUUGCCAAACACCAUCUUUGGACUGGAUUUUGAAUAUGCGAGACAAUGAUGGGAACACUGCACUGCAUUUAGCCGUCAAGGUUUCGAGCCUUCGAAUAUUCUGUUGUUUAUUCGGGAAUAUGGAAGUGCAGUUAGAUUUAGCAAACAACAAUGACGAGAGUCCUGUUGAUCUAUCCAGGAGAUACGUUCCUCAAGGAAUGCAUUAUAACUGGGACAAUGAAAAAUGGAUAUGUAGGGCACUCAAAAUGUUUGGUGAUAAUCAUAGUGGCCUUCGCCGAGAUCAAUAUGAAGAAAAGUAUGGUCGCCUGUUAAAACCAGAGGACAGGGUCAAAGAAGCAGAGAAGAUGAAAGAUUCGAGCCAAAUACUAGGAAUCGGUUCAGUUUUAAUAGCAACCGUGACAUUCGGUGCAACUUUUGCUGUCCCUGGAGGUUUCAUAGCAGACGAUCAUACCAAUAGAGGCACACCAACACUUGCUGGGAGGUAUACGUUUGACGCAUUCAUGAUGGCCAACGCGUUAGCUUUCAUUUGCUCCUCGAUAGCUACUGUUGCUCUCAUGUUCUCUGGAUCUCCUUUGGUUAAUUUGAGGACUCGCAAAAUCAACUUAGGCACAUCCUAUUUCUUCAUGUCAAGUUCGCUCACAUGCUUGUCUGCUGCUUUUGCACUGGGUGUGUAUAUGGUGCUAGCUCCGGUUGCUCAUGCCACUGCCAUUGCGAUCUGUGUGCUUAGUCCUCUUGUAGUGCUAUAUGGCAAUCUUGAAUCCUUACUAAAGUUAGGUAUUUUUGCACGGCCGUUAUAUCUUCGAAUGGGACCAAUUCGUGCAUUAAAGUGGUUAGCAAGGGUGAUCACUAUGAAGUUGGUCAGGAAACUUUGGCCGUUCGUACUUAUCUUUGGUUGGGCUGCAAUUGCACAGAAGCUCCGGAACCACUAAUGACUAGAAGCAUCAAACAUAUCAUGAGCCAGAACGAAAUAAAGUGGGUACAUUAAGCUUUGUCACUAAUCGGUUCAUCAGCAUAUGUUUGUUCAGAACUAUAUAUGUUAUGGAAGUUUUGGUGCUUGUUGUUCCUGGUUUGUAACUUUGUUUCUUCAGAGUACUUGUAGUUGUAAUAAGUAAACAUCGUGGAAACGUGGAUGUGACUAAUUAGCAGUGGAUAA
Triticum dicoccoides is the source of this 2427-nucleotide messenger RNA. Its product is annotated as protein ACCELERATED CELL DEATH 6-like. NCBI's taxonomy places the organism in Eukaryota, Viridiplantae, Streptophyta, Magnoliopsida, Poales, Poaceae. The record is from RefSeq and is a predicted model, not a curated record. Gene Ontology annotation, molecular function: protein binding. The transcript is spliced from 3 exons. Gene Ontology annotation, cellular component: plasma membrane. The coding region runs from base 92 to 2203 and encodes 703 amino acids.